Manduca sexta (tobacco hornworm) is the source of this 5387-nucleotide messenger RNA. RefSeq names its product collagen alpha-1(I) chain (gene lgs). NCBI's taxonomy places the organism in Eukaryota, Metazoa, Arthropoda, Insecta, Lepidoptera, Sphingidae. The record is from RefSeq and is a predicted model, not a curated record. The transcript is spliced from 20 exons. Bases 512 to 4633 code for a protein of 1373 amino acids.
UAUCCCGAUUUUUUGUUUCUCGCUGCAUACCCAUCGUUAUACUUUAAUUAGAUCACACGAAUGAUAUAAAAUAAUGUUAGACGCUUUCUCCUGUCGCAACGUCUUGGUCACACAGCGUUCUCAAAGCAAUAAAUCGGCCAUAGCAAACGUGCGUUUCGUGUGCUCGCGCCUGUCUACACCCGACUUAUCUCAUUGUUUAUGUAUAGAGAAUAAGCCAGGAAUUUUUAUGGGAAUUCGGCGCGUAUUCUCGUUUUAAUUGAAUAUCUGGAAACGAUCAGGGGUGCGAGUGCGGCAGGUGCGGACGCGAAGGCGCCGAGCGGCUGCGGCGUCCCCGACCGCCAAGGUUUUGGCGAUCUCUAUUUAUAAUAAUGUCUCGAUCAUUUGGUGCAUAAUGACAUUCCUGUAAUGAAGUGCUGUACUGUGAAUUUGUGGGACAUGUGCCAAUUAUUGUACCCGUGACGACACCCGCGGCGCGUAUUACUCUUUCAAGUUGGCGAAGGCACGCAGGGGUAUGAUCAAGGAGAAGGAGAAGGGCGGAGGCGCCCGCCUGAAGGACGAGCCCAGCGACCCUGCUGAGCCUGGCCACGGGUCGCGUCCGCCGUCAGCGUCGCUGCCGACCCCGGCGGCGCUGAAGAAGGAACCAGAAGAGCCUCACAGGGUUAAAAUGGAGCCGCACAGCCAGCCCGAGGAUUCGGCACCGGAGCUGGGCGUCGACGGCAUCAAGACAGAAAUAGACGGGCUGAUGGACAGUGAUGGUAAAAGUGACCCAACAAAAUCUCCGUCCUGUGAACUUGGGGGGCCAGGUUCGUUGAAAUCAGAGCGGCUCUCUUCAGACUCGAAUGAUAUAUUAGACCCACAGACUGGCCUCAGAGGUUCAACAGGCAAUCUACAGGAUGGCAACCAAAACUGCCGCAAUCCAAACGGCGGUCCGGAGAACAUGGGCUCGUGCCGCAUGGGCGGCGGUGGAGGGCCCAUGGGCCCCGGCGUGUCCUUAGGGCCCAUGUCCGCCAGCGAGGCGCAGACCCUGCCCUCCAACGUGAUCAGCAAGCAGGCCGGCAGCAUGGAGCAGCAAAGCCAAAUCUUCGUGUUCUCGACGCUGUUGGCGAACAAGGGCGCGGAGGCUGUGAUCUCCGGGCAGCACCACUCAAUCAUCGCCUAUCACUGUGCUCAGCCUGGCACUAAGAAAUAUUUGGAGAAACACCCAUUAAAAAUGGGGCAGUUCAACAAACAAAGUCCAGCCCAGUGGUUAAACAAUCUGGCCAUGGCCAAAAACAGAGGUGGAAUGCGUGGCGGGCCCAACAUGAUGGGUGGACCCAACCAGAUGGGACACAUGAUGGGUGGCCCAAUGGGACCUAAUAUGGGGCCAAUGGGCCACGGUGGUAUGGGUCAUAUGGGGCCGAAUAUGAUGGGCCCCAACAGAAUGGGAGGGCCAGGCAAUCAAAUGAUGAUGAUGAAAGGCGGGCCCGGGCAGAUGGGUCAGAUGGGGCCUGGCAUGGGUCCGAUGGAUGGGUUUCCAGGGGGCACCCCGUCCUGUGGUGUCAUGGACGGCCUCGGUGCUGAUGGUGAAAUGCCCUGGGACACCAAAAACUCCUCUGUAAUGUCGAACGGCAUGGGCAACGGGCCGGGCCAGCUGCCCGCGUGCUCCGAAGCUGCCGGAUCGCAGUCCGACGCGCCCGCCAGCGCCGCCAACGACAGCUCGGGCGACCAGGCCUGUCAGGGCGGACCGAAAGGUGUCAAAAUUCCCGACGAGAAUUUGACGCCGCAACAACGCGCGCACCGUGAAGAGCAACUCGCGACCAUCCGCAAGAUGCAACAGAUGCUGUUCCCGGAGAGCGGCGGCAGCAACCCGGGUCAGGGCCCCGACGGCUCGCAGCCGCCCAACGACAUCAACCCGCCUAACUCCACCGCCGGCAUGAACAUGCCUUUCCCGCCCAUGUCCGGCAUGGGUCCAAAUGGACCCAUGGGCUCGGGCCCUAACGGACCCAUGGUGUCCAUGCCCAACAGCAUGAACUCUGGACCCAGUUGCACAAUGGCCGGGCCUAUGGGACCGAACGGGCCAAUGGGUGGACCAAUGGGACCCAACGGACCUAUGGGAGGCCCAAUGGGACCCGGUGGUCCUAUGGGAGGAAUGGGCGGGCCAGGUGGAAUGGGUAUGGGUCACGGCUCUAUGGGUCCUAACGGUAUGAUGGGCCCCAAUGGACCGAUGAUGGGUGGAAUGGGUCCAAAUGGGCCUAUGGGACCUAUGGGGCCCUGUGGAAUGAAAGGAAUCCGGAGUGCUUGUGGUGGUCCAGAUAUGAAAGGCGGGAUGUGCGCGGACAUGCACAUGGGAAGAGGAUGCGGUGGUCCUAUGGGGCGUAUGCCAAACCCCAUGGGUGGAAUGGGAGGACCUAAACCAUGCAUGAUGGGUGGGCCACACAUGGGACCUAGGAUGAUGCCGGGGCCUAAUCUCAAUGCUAUGAACGGUGGUAUAAUGAUGGACGGUAGUAUGAUGGGUGGCAUGGUGGGGCACGGCGACUGCGGGCCCGAGCACCACGGCAUGCCCGUCAACGGACCCAUGUGCGAUGAAUACGGACGCGGCAGGAAUAUGGGUCCGGGCGACCCAGGUGGACUUGGCCCAGGCGUGGGAAUGGGUGUGGGCCACAAGGGAGGCAUGCGCAGCCCCAAGAGCCCGGCCGGUGCAGACAUCGACUGGCAGAAAUUACACCACCAGUUCUUUGAUGACCCCAAGUCUAUGGACACUGAUUUGAGUACACAAGUGAAGUCGCCGUGCUCAGAAAGGGGUGGGUGUUUACCACCCCCGCCCUACGGCGCGUCACCCCUACACCGCUCCGCCUCUGUGCCUAUAGCAACACAAUCGCCAGGACACGGGUCGGUUCAGAUGCCGAUGUCGGCGGAGGCGUCGCGCGCCAGCUCCGGCCUCAACAGCCCCGCGCACUGCAAGCCGGGGCCCAAGCAGGACGCGCCAGAGAUAUUAGAGAAACUGGACGAGGGUGUGUUUGUUCGUACACUGCAAUGUUUGGCGGCGCAACAACAGAAGAACCAACAGGGCGGCCACGGCAAGGAACCCAGUCUGAUGCCGGUGCCGUCGCCGCAACAAAUAUCGUAUCUCAACCAGUUCGAAGGUCAAGAGUUGACGAUACAGAAGCAGCCGAACACGUCAUUGAAAGACAACGGACCGCCGUCGAACAGCGGCGGGCAGACGCCACAGUCGAACUCCAAUCAGAAAUCACCCGCCGGUAUGAUGCCGGGUACGCCGGAGCCACACUCGUCGCUGUCAGAGCAGAGAGCGGGAAGGUUCUCGCUCGAACAGAGUCCGGGCUUCAACAAUCCACAGACGCCCACGUCGGCAGCCAAUUCUAAAUGUGGACAAGACGAGAAAUCACGCCCGAGCCCAUCAUCGAACCGAUCGAGUCAAGACAGCGCGUCGAAGACACCGCAGCGGGAGUCGAACCUUAACCAAGGCCCGUACGCGCCGACGUCCUCGGCCGCGUCCUGCGCCAGCGUGAAAAGCAGUUGCAGCGUCGCGUCCAGCACCGCGCCCACCACCAACAGCGGCGGCAUGGACGACAGCAUGGCGGGAAACAACGAGACAACAUUAUCUGGCGGGCCGAACAGUACGAGUCUACCGGGUCCGUUCCCCGGGCCGUGCAGCAUGAACAGGCCCGACAACAUUCCCAUCAACCCCAACCAGGGGCCCAAUGGACCCAUGGGAACGUCCACGUCUUCCUUCGACCCCAUCUCCUCGCUGGCGCAGAUGUCACAGCAGCUUACUAAUACGGUGGGCGGCGGCGGCCCAGGCCCCGGGCCCAUGGGACCUAACGCGGGGGGCAUGGGACCAUUCGGCGCCGCGCCACACCACAUGCAGCAUCAUCACGGAAUGCAUCCACACUCACAUCCACACAUGAUGAUGAAUGAAUUAGGGUGCCACAUGGACAACAUGGGAGGACCAGGAAUGGGAGGGCCCAUGGAGAGCAUGAUGGGCGCCGGUGAUUUCCCGCCUGACAUGAAUCUUAGCCCCAAAAUGGGUGGCGGUCCCAUGGGCGGGCCCAUGGGGCCGAUGGGCCCCGAGGCGGCUAUGCUGGGGCCACGCAUGGGUGGCGGAGGAAAGAUGCCACCCUUCAACGGCGCUAACGUGCAGGUGAAACCCAGCGCCCCCAACACAAUUCAGUACCUGCCAACGCGGCCGCAGCUGCCGUGCAGUGCCGGUCCCCGCGGGCCUCCCAGCCUGGAGUUCCUGCAGCGCGUCACCAACCCCAUGCAGCUGGAGGGUAAGGGCGCGUACUUCCCGCGCGGCAUGGAAGAGGGCAUGCGCGGCGGCAUGCGUGCUCCCAUGCUGCGCAUGCCACACCACUACCCGGGCGGGUUCGGCUCGCCGCCCAAGCUGCCGGCGGAAUCCUUCGGCGCAGCGUUCCGCGGUGUGAAGGGUCCUGUGCGCAUGGGUGCGGCGCAGCCCCUGCCUCCGUCAGUGCCAGGCCCGGCGCCCGCGUUCAAGGGCCAGGGUUUCGCGGUGCCGUCGCCGCAGGACCCGGCGUACGCGGCGCAGUUCCACAACUUCCAGCAGCAGCUGUACGCGACGGGCAGCCGCGGCGCGCAGCCGCACCAGCCGUACCCGCCGUACCAGCCGCCCAAGUGAUGCCCGCCCACGGCCUGAGCGCCGGCGCCGCCUCGCCUCGUGUGCGCCGCGUUCUACUGCGCGCCGGACUGAGCGCCAGGUGACGUGUCGGUGCCGUGCCGGUGCCGAGCCGACGUCGUGUCGGUGCCGGCGGACUGGAGCGUACUUAAGCGUGCCGGCCGGCGCGGGGCCGGGCCGGCCGCGGGAAUCGAAUAUUUUGUUAGUGAUUUGGUUGGUCCGCAUGACGCGCGAGAUUCGUCGAUGUUGUGAAGUUAAUUUUAUUACGUUUACUGUAGUGUCGAGUUAGGUCUCCCCCCUAGGUGUCUUGACUGAACGUGAUUUUUUACGUUAGCGAGAGUGGAUGCGUUUGUACAAAUUGUACAAAGGUUAGACGUGUUGUCGUGUACUCUGCGUAAUUUAAAGUACAGUUUAGACGUAAUUUUUUGCUUAUGGCAAUAAAUUAGUUUUAGAUGGUUUUUUACACGGACAUGCCAGAAUUUCAGUGUAUUGGUUCCUUUACUUAGCUAUUUUUAUGUACGAUUCCUAUGCACACAGAUAUCUAGUCAAUUUUGAAAUUAACGGAGCCCGACCCUGUGUUGAACGUAAUCAUUAAUAUUGACUCCGCAGUUCGGUUACUUUAACGACACAGAAGUACAUAAUUUUAUUAUUAUAUAUUUUGUCCAUUUAGUUGUACGAUUAAUCUAUUAGUAAAAUAUUAUUAUUUUGGCUCAACGGCCAGUAUGACUAAUUGGUAUAUCAGUUAUCGUGAUGACUG